This is a messenger RNA of Rhopalosiphum padi (bird cherry-oat aphid), 2228 nucleotides long. RefSeq lists its product as uncharacterized. The transcript is spliced from 11 exons. The coding region runs from base 587 to 1939 and encodes 450 amino acids. NCBI's taxonomy places the organism in Eukaryota, Metazoa, Arthropoda, Insecta, Hemiptera, Aphididae. The record is from RefSeq and is a predicted model, not a curated record. Gene Ontology annotation, molecular function: protein binding.
UCGCACGCAACUCGGCUCUGUCACAAAAAAACCGCGCACGCAACUCAACCCUGUUAUGAAAAAACCACGCACGACCCAGAAAACGAUUUUCGCACGCAACUCGGAACCGCCGAAUUUUUAUAUAAACGUUGUCAAAAAAUUAUUCAUUGGAUCAAAAUUCUUAAACAUUUAAUACAGGAUUUCAAAUAAGUUAUUCUUAUGACUUAUAUCUAUCCUGUAAAAAUUCAAAAUUCAAAUGUAUUGUUAUUAUCAAUUUUUGUUAUCUACCUAAAUGGUUUUAAAUUGAUUACAAUGUUUUUUACUCCAUGAUAUGUAAUUUGUUCUUUCAUGACCGUCUUUUUCUAACAAUGUUGGUAUACUAACACUAACUUCUCUUUGUACAAUUGUGCGGUCGUCGCCCGUCGGUCAGUCCAUUUAGUAAUGUCUAUGUAAAAACCACGUUAAUUUUUAAGAUUUUUAAUACGUAGAAAUAAUAAACUUUUAUAGUUGUUUAUAUUAUAUUAUUUUACGUGGAAAUAAGCAUAAAUGGAAAGCUGAAUGCCCAUAUGUUCUACUAAAUGAUAACAAGAAAUCAUCAGUCUUCAAUAUGUUUAAUAAAAACUCAUCACAAAUGCCAGUUAUAGAUAGGUCUGAAGGAACACUAAAAAUUAAAAUUGAGAGUGGUGGUAUAAAGCUUCAAUUAGCUCAAUCCGCUUCAAUAAAUGUAUCUAGUUUACAAUCCGAAGAGCCUGUUAAAGAAGCAGAUCCAAUCCCUGAUAAAAUUAAAAUGAAAUGUGAAAAUAUGCUUCUUGAAUAUGAGCAACUGAAAAAUGUAGAUGAUAUAAUUUAUUCAUUAUCGGAAGAUGAAUCUUCGGUAAUUCGCACAAGACAUGAAGAAUUUGUGAAAUCAAUGACACUUAUAACCUUAGAUAAUAAUCCAAUCACUCAAACAACUGUGGCAGGAAAAAUGUUUGCAGAACUUUUAUCUAAAAAUAUUCUUUCGAUGGAGGCCAUAACUCAAGGAAUUGAUGCUGUCCUUAAAAAUUGGAAUGAUUAUUUGAUGGAUAACCCUCAAUUUUUCUCCUAUAUUGCUGCCAUUAUUGCUCCAUUAUUAUUAUCACAAAAUGCUUCCUUUGAUUUUAAUAAUUUAAAAGAUUCGUGUACGUCAAUACGGCCAGAUAAUUCUAGUAAAUUUUUCAUAGAAGUAUUAAAUAAAAUUCUUAAUUCCAAGGAAACACAUAACAUAAAAGAACAACAAGGAGGUAUAUUGUGGAUUUACAAUAAGUGGAGGACUUCAGAAUAUGUUUCUCUUGAUGUAUUUAUGCCUAAUAACCAAAUAAAUAAGUUUUUUAAAAAUGAUAGAAUUGGAGUAUUCCUUUUAUCUAUUGCUAUGUAUGAUAAAAUGAAGCUGACUGAUAGUGAACUACUGUAUGGUAUAUUAAGUAGUUGGAUAAAUGUUAAUUUCAGCACAGAAAUAAUAAAAUGCCCUCAAUUUGUGCGAGCAUUAACUAUAGCUAUUGUCAUAUUAAAUUCAAGUAGGUCACUAUCUUUGAUACUUUUGUAUACUAGUUAUUCAAAUAUUAAAUUUGAACUUUUAGAACCGAACCAUUCUUAUGAAGAUUUCUUUGACCAUUCUCAUGUGAAAUUAUUGAUGUGUCAUAUUCGGUCUGAACCACUUCCAGAACCUGAAAUCCAGGCUCGAGAAGUUCAAUGUCUGUAUGGCAUUCAAAUAAUGUCUGCAGUACUUAAGCAUCCUAGAGGAAUGGUAUUACGUCUAUUCCAUAAUCUCUAUCAGAAUGGUAUUAUUAGUUCAGAAUCGUUUGAACUAUGGAAAGAAGAUGAAUUCAAAGCAGGAUUUGAUGAAGACUUGGAAACAAAAACCAUGGCUGUUGAAGUUUUAAAUUCAUUCUUCAUUUCACUAGCAGUAAACAAUUCUGAUUCUGAUGAAACAUGUGAGUAGUGUACCAACACUAUCUUGUUGCUGUGUAUAUCCAUCAAUCGACGCAAAUUCUUCUAUUUUUUUUAUUUUAUUGUAGAUACCAUGUUAUAAAAGAUUUAUAAAAAUAAGAAAAAAAAUUCUAAAUACUUAGCCAUUUUUCAUUUAUUUCCUGUGGAAUUCAAUUAUUCAUAAAUUUGCAAAUAUUUGUAUAGUGUUUUUUUUGUUAAGGGUUUUAUUUUAAUUUAUUUAUCUUUUGUACACCUGGUUUUACUUUAUAUUAAAGUCUUCUUAACAAUAAAAAUAAUAAAUG